Messenger RNA from Budorcas taxicolor (takin), 2073 nucleotides. RefSeq names its product chromosome 20 C5orf34 homolog (gene C20H5orf34). Bases 1 to 2073 code for a protein of 690 amino acids. The record is from RefSeq and is a predicted model, not a curated record. Lineage: Eukaryota; Metazoa; Chordata; Mammalia; Artiodactyla; Bovidae. The transcript has 13 exons.
AUGAAGUUCCCGUUAAUGUCGAGAACAAAAUUUUUGAUCAAAGUAGACAUGACGCUGGAAAUAACUUUUGUACGUGAAGAGAACUAUUGGUGCUACUGUAUUUGCUGUUUCCUUCAGCCUUUGCCUUGGAAGGACAUUUUAUCCACAGUCACAGUAAUGGCAGCUGAAGUGCAAAUGGUACUUUAUGAAGAUGAUUCAGUGCAAGUGCAAUAUGUUGAUGGUUCCAGACUGCAGCUUUCUCCCUGUGGCUCUGAAUUUUUAUUUGAAAAGGCACCUCCUGUUUCAGCACAUCCUUUACAACAGCCAGAAAGAAUUCGCCAAAGGACACACUUUGUUAUUAGCGCUUACCGAGAGCAGUUACAACGAGCCCUCGAUUUUCGUAAUUCUUUUGCUACCUGUCCUUUUUUAUCUGAAAGCGUCAUACCUUCUGAAAUGAAAAUGCAUAUCUUGAUUGAUGUCUCAGAAGUGAGAUGGCCCGGUCUUGACACUGAUGAUGGCAUGACGUGUAUGCAGAGUGGCACUGUGAGGAUAUCAUCUUUAGAUGGUCACGCAUACCUUUGCCUGCCCAAAUCUCAGCAUGAAUUUACAGUACAUUUUUUGUGUAAAGUAAGCCAGCAGCCAGACUCAUCUAUAGAAGUGUCUGAAAAAAAUAAUAAAGGCAAAAAGGACAAACAAGUUGAAAAAACUGGAAAAAUCUGUACACAUGGAAGUUUAUCAGGACAGAGACUGAAGAAUAAAGAAAAUGAACUUUAUCAUCAGAUCAUGAAAUCCAAAGAACAUUCAGAGAAGAGUUGUGUGAAUGGAGCCAAACGGAGAGAGGUGCUGUCUUCACCUCGUACGAAGGACACAUGUGUAUACACAUGGGUAAAGCAGUGCUGGUCUGUGGCCUCCUGUCCGGAGAAAUGGAAAUACCCUUUGUCUUUAGCACUUCGUUUUCAUAAUAAAAUCAGCAGUAUGUCUGGAAUUGAUGCAGAUAUCACCCAGAAGAGAAUGUUAACUUCUGAUGUUUCUGAGGAACGAGGAAAAGAAGUUUCUGUUCUUCCUAGGGCCCUGUUACUGAGCUGUCCUGCCCCACACUUGCACAGGUGGAACUUUUCUGAUUCACUUUCACAGAAACAGUUUGGUGAAGAAGAAUAUUCCUACCAUGAACUAGUCAAAGUGGUUUGGUACAAGGGUGUUACCUAUAGACUAACCCAUAAACAUAUGAACUCAAUAGAGAUUUAUCCUGGAGAUGGAUCUGUUUUCAAAUCAGAAGGAGCUUAUUUGGGGAACUAUUUUACAUAUUAUUCCAUUCGAGAAGAAUCAGAAGAGAGAGAAGAGAAAACUUACUCAGUAAAUAACCUUCCUCCGGAUAGGCCAGGAAGUCCAUUCUCUGUGUGUUCUCUAAUUAAACAGGCAAUCAGAAUUCUUCAGCAUUGUGCCAAGAUGAGGCUCUCUUUAAGCCAUAACUAUCGUAUAUGCUGCUGGAAAAUGGUGCCUGGGAUAAAUGACAGCAGUGUACUGCCUUUGCUUUUGAGAGAAUCGUUCGUGCCUGGCGUAGGAAGAUUUCUUGCAUACUCAGAUGACAAAGUACAUGCUAUCUUUUUAGAUGGCAUUACUUUAACCCUGAAUUGGAAUUUUGGCUCUUUUAUUGAAAAGAGACAGGUAAAUCAAGGUCUCACCUUAGGUUGGUGUAAGUUAACUUUUCCUGAUGGACAAAAUCAGUUAAUUCAAAUUCAACAUCCCAGACCAUAUGAAAGAUAUGUGACAACAGUAAUAUCAUGGUGCAGAAGGCUGACCCAGAUUAGUCAGCAAGAAAUACCCAUACAUCCUUCAUCUUCUGUUCCUGAAGAAAGCUGGUCUGUGGCUUCUGAACUUGAAAAGAUACAGAAGUUUAAUUUGUUAUUGGAGAAUAGUGGUGUCCUAAACCAGAUUUCUAACAAGAAAAACAAACAGUCUUUGGAUUGUUGUAAACCAAAAUCUUCAGAAACCUUGCUAAAAGAAGUUAAUGAAAAGAGUGUAUCGGUGGCAUUGAAAAAAACCUCUGAAAUCCUUCAGGAUAUUGACAAUCUUCUAUCAAACUCUAAAUGGUGA